Messenger RNA from Penicillium chermesinum, 438 nucleotides. RefSeq lists its product as uncharacterized. The coding region runs from base 1 to 438 and encodes 145 amino acids. The record is from RefSeq and is a predicted model, not a curated record. NCBI's taxonomy places the organism in Eukaryota, Fungi, Ascomycota, Eurotiomycetes, Eurotiales, Aspergillaceae. The transcript is spliced from 2 exons.
AUGGAAAGCCAUGGGACGAUCCUCUUCGUUUUCAUUGUCCGGCGAAGGAUCUCCCUCCGUAGAUGGACCAGCCUUUUGGCUGGACUCUUGACCGGGCUGCGGUUCGUUUUCGACAACGGCCUGCUUGCCAUCCGAGGUCUGACCGGCGACGGUAGCGAGCAGCUGGUCGGUGGACGGCUGGUUGAGCUUGUGAAGGAGGGCUUCACGAUCUCCAGCGAGGGCUGUGAGAACCGGAUCAGCAUCGAAGGAAGGCACAGACGCUUGGUGCGAAACAUAGGACUGCCAGGCCUUACCGUCUUCGGGCGUCGUCACAAGGGCGUCUUUGCUUUCGUUCUUGGCAUCAGUGUCGUCGUUCUUGUGGACUGCAGCAAUCCCUGCUGUGGCACCCGCACCAACAGCCAUUGCGGCAGCUCCAGCAGCCAAGGCUUCGGUGUUUGA